AUGGAAGACAAGUUUGAUGAAGGUCCGCGCAACUACAACGAUGAGUCAAGUGUCGUUGAGUUUGAUGAUCAUGAUGAGGACGAAGAAAAAGAAGAAGGUAAAACUGACGACGACAUGGACUCGAGCGACGAUGACAACGAAGACACCAGGUCUUCGAAGAGCAACAUCAAGAGACACACGCGCACUCAAUCACUUGAGAAAGCUACCGUCAUUCCAAGUCCCAAGCGAAGAACAUACAGAGGUCCGUCGCUUGAGCAUGUUGGGGAAACGCCGACUACAUUCAAGUCGGCGAUGGAAUCAAGCGACUCCGGCAAGUGGAAAGAAGCGUGUGACUCGGAGUUCGAUUCGCUUCAGAGAAACGACACGUGGGAAAUCGUGCCUCUUCCGAAAGGUCGCAAGGCCAUCGGGUGCCGAUGGGUUUUUCGUGUAAAGGAGAAUCAAGAUGGCGAAGUUGAACGUUUCAAGGCAAGACUUGUGGCCAAAGGAUUCUCACAGAAAUUCGGAGUUGACUAUGAAGAAACUUUCGCACCGGUGGCCAAGUUCACAUCGAUUCGUGUGGUGCUCAGUAUGGCGGCUAAGUACGGCCUAAUGCUACAUCAGAUGGACGUCAAGACAGCGUUUCUUAACGGCUCCCUCAACGAAGACAUCUACAUGGACCAGCCGGACGGAUACCUGGAUGCAACACAGCCGGACUAUGUGUGCAAGCUAAAGAGAUCACUCUACGGCUUGAAGCAAUCGCCUCGCAUGUGGAACCAAACAAUCGAUGGGUUCAUGAUCAAGAUGGGAUUCAAGAAGUGCGAAUCGGACCACUGCAUCUACAUCAAGCGAGACGACCAAGACAUGAUUCUCGUGGUGCUCUACGUCGAUGAUCUCAUCCUGGCCAGCAGCAACAACGAACUCCUCAAGUCAACCAAGAUGGCGCUGAGAAAACGCUUCGAAAUGACGGAUCUCGGUGAGCUCGAUUACUUUCUGUUGUAA
Messenger RNA from Peronospora matthiolae, 978 nucleotides. The record is from the annotation of a GenBank genome assembly. NCBI's taxonomy places the organism in Eukaryota, Oomycota, Peronosporomycetes, Peronosporales, Peronosporaceae.